Messenger RNA from Candidozyma haemuli, 1743 nucleotides. RefSeq names its product MFS transporter. Gene Ontology annotation, molecular function: polyamine transmembrane transporter activity. The transcript has a single exon. Lineage: Eukaryota; Fungi; Ascomycota; Pichiomycetes; Serinales; Metschnikowiaceae. Gene Ontology annotation, biological process: transmembrane transport; intracellular polyamine homeostasis. Bases 1 to 1743 code for a protein of 580 amino acids. The record is from RefSeq and is a predicted model, not a curated record.
AUGCCUAUACUGGACUCUGUCUCUGAGGUAUCGCUAGACCUGGCGUCGUCUCGCCUGGAGCACAUGGCUAGACCCAUUCACCGGGACCUGGAGGAUCUUGAACAGGCCAGUAAGACUGAAGAUGACUCGUCUGGGGCUCUGGCUGGGCGCCAGAAGGUGCCUGUGGGUGAACGUCGAGGGCUUUUGGCCCAGAUAACUUUCAUAGCUGAGAUUGAAGAUGCCCGUAACUAUGGUCGUAUGACUAAGUACGUUCUUUUAUUUAUUGUUGUUCUAGCAUGCUUUUCCGGGCCCAUGGGCACGUCUAUUUUGUACCCGGCGUCCCAGGAUGUUGCCGAUAGCCUUGAUACUACAGAAAGUGUGGUGAAUAUUUCUGUGGGUACAUACAUUUUGUCUCUUGGUAUCUUUCCGUUGUGGUGGUCGAACUUUUCAGAGAAACAUGGCCGUCGAUCCGUGUACAUUAUCUCGUUUACGUGGUUUUUGGCCUUUUGCAUUGGCUCUGCCUUGUCUCCUUCUAUUGGCGUGCUUAUUGCUUUGAGGUUUCUUUCGGGCGCUGGCGCCUCUUCUGUUCAAGCGUGUGGAGCAGCGACUGUCGCUGACUUGUACAUUCAAGAAGAACGUGGGUUCGCUUUAGGGUUGUUUUACUUGGGCAACCUUCUAUCGAUCUUUUUGGCGCCUGUUAUUGGUGGUGCCGUUUCGGAAGCCUGGGGCUGGAGAGCUACUAUGUGGGUAAUGGUGAUUACUUGUGGUGUGAUAUUGGUGCUAGUGGUGUUUUUGCUUCCCGAAACGCUUCGAAAGGAAGAUUCAAUGACGCUCGUGAUGCAGAGACUUCAACAGCAACUAGAGGACGAAAAAGACGAAAAGGACGAAACCCAAAUAGGCUCUGUCUUGAGCCGUGAACGUUCUGUACACCUGAUGACUGGUGCUGAAGGUUCUAUACCGCCAGAACGGUACUUAACAAACAAUUCGGGACGCUCUGCUAAACUCAAGGAAAUAGCAGAAAAGGUAUCCCUCGCUGAGGCCCGUGCAAACUGGAGCACCCAACUCUACGACUACUUAAUCAGACCCCUUCAUUCCUUGGUGCUUCUAGGGUACCCUCCAGCCCUCCUAUCCAUCACAUACUCAUCCAUUCUUUUUUGUGGAAUGUACUUCUUCAAUGCUUCCCUUACAUACGGCUACAGCAGAGACCCAUACAACUACAGCCUGGUGGUUGUGGGUCUUACAUAUAUCCCCAUGUCUGUGACAUACGUUAUUGCAUCUAUAUUUGGCGGCAAAUGGCACGAUAAGAGGCUCAAGCGGCACGCACGGCUCCAUAAUGGCGAAUUGGUUGCAGAAGCUCGGAUCUCGUGGAACUGUGUGAUCGGCGUAAUCGGCUAUCCUAUCUCGUGCCUAAUUUUCGGCUGGUGCAUUCAUUACGGAGAACACUGGGUGACUCCACUAGUCGGCACGGCGCUUUUUGGGUUCUCAUACAUGCUCCUUGUGGGAGUGACAUUCACUUACGUUGUCGAUGUUCUUCCAGGAAAGGGUGCAACCGGUGUAGCACUCAAUAACUUGGUGCGUCAGGUUCUAGCUGCCGUUGCUACCUUCGUCACUGUACCACUUACAGACGCUCUAGGAUCAGGCGUGUUAUUCUCCAUCAUAGCUGGAGUCAUAUCUGUGUGCGGCCUCAUGUUGCUUUAUCUCAAGCUAUAUGGGCAGAAGCUCAGGCACAGCUGUGACAUAACCACUUACUACAAGCUUCUCUAA